CGCGGCUUACCUCGCUUGAUGGCUGCCGGGAGAUGAAGCGGGCAGCCCACCACCUCCUCCUCCUGGCCGCCGCGUUGUCCGCUGCAUCGCUUGCCACGCCGCCGCGUCCGCUGCGGCCCAACCGUGCGGCUGCGGACGCCCUCGGCGCCGCCGUGCCGUCGCCGCAGCUCGAUCCCGCGCUCGUGGCAGAGCUAAGCGAAGCCGUCGCGCCGCCGCCGGGCGAGGCAGCGUCCGAGGCGGCGCUGCUCGACCCGGUCAAAUUCGCCUUCAACACCGCCAUCGUCGACUCCGUCAAGGGGCUGAUUGACCUCGCGUAUCCCGACCGGCCCUUUGCCCGCUUCUACGUCCUCGAGACGGUGGCGCGCGUGCCGUACUUUGCGUACCUGUCGGUGAUGCACCUGCGAGAGACGUGGGGAGAGCGAGACGCCUCUCUGCGCGAGCGGAUGCGGGUCCACUAUGCGGAGGCGGACAACGAGCUGCACCACCUGCUCAUCAUGGAGUCGCUCGGCGGCAACUCCUCUGCCGUCGACCGCGCCGUUGCGCAGGGCCUCGCCACCGCAUACUACUGGUGGGUCGUCUUUGUCUUUGCGCAUGAUGAGCGCGCCGCCUACCACCUUAGCGAGCUCGUCGAGGACCACGCGUACCGGACGUACGACGCCUUCCUCGCCUCGCACGAGGUCGAGCUGCGGGCGCUGCCGGUGCCCGAGGUGGCGCGCCGGUACUACGAGCAGGAGAACCCCUUCCUGUUCGACUUGCUCUGCACGAUCGGCGACGGGGAGGAGGAGGCGGCGGCGGAGGCGGCGGAGGCGGAGGCGGCGGAGGCGGAGGCGGCGGCGGGGCGGGGGAAGGGGCGCGCGAAGAGCAGUUGGAUCCAAUGGACCUAUCGCAAGUGGGCUGGGGGGGCGGGGCCGCUCGAGCCCGCCGCCGCCGCCGCUGAGCCCGAGUGCCCGCGGAGGCCGCGGCUGCGCUCGCUGUACGACGUCUUUGUCUGCGUGCGCAACGACGAGCGCGAGCAUUGGGGCGCGAUGAGCUCGCUCGUGUCGACGGGGACCGUGCGCGCCGCCGGCGCCGCCGGCGUCUCUUCCACCCGCCCGGCCGCCGGCACGGGGCUGGGCGCGUGGCUUGCGCCGUACCUGUCCAGGACGACGCCGCUGCCGCCCGGCCCGGUGGACGGAGGCCUCCGAGGGCGGCAGUAGCGGCUGAGUGUUGGGGCAGCGCCAAACCUCGCGACAGCCGACAUUUUCGACGGUGCUGUGGUGGCGUGCGCCGUCGGUGGCGGUGCCGGUGGGCGGUGGCGGUGCCGGCUUUUGGUCCGUUAGCUUCCGCGUUCUGGUGGGCCAGUGCGAGCGCCACCCCCGGAUACGCGCAUUUCUGUUUCUUUGUCGUAGGUAUAUUCUUUGU
This is a messenger RNA of Emiliania huxleyi CCMP1516, 1401 nucleotides long. RefSeq lists its product as hypothetical. Lineage: Eukaryota; Haptophyta; Isochrysidales; Noelaerhabdaceae. The coding region runs from base 33 to 1196 and encodes 387 amino acids. Gene Ontology annotation, molecular function: alternative oxidase activity. The record is from RefSeq and is a predicted model, not a curated record. Gene Ontology annotation, cellular component: mitochondrion. Gene Ontology annotation, biological process: alternative respiration. The transcript is spliced from 7 exons.